CAAGUGUCUCAUUCAUCAAUUCAAUCUCCAGUGCCUUUGCGUUACCUGGUAUCGUACCGUAUUGGGUUUGGAGCGAUUGGUUUCUUCUCACAGCUUUUAGAAACAAUGUCGAUCAUGCAGCGGACAAUAAUGCAGCAACCGGCCUCCGCGGUCUGCAGCAAUGGUUCCUCUGGCAAAACAAUGUCCAAGUCCAAACUACUAAAGAAGCGGGGUAAAAACACUUCAUCCUCCUCCAGAAAUAAGAUUCCUCUUCACAGACGGCUGCUGCGGGUGAUUGGUGGCAUUGCUCUGUUUAUUGCUGUAAUGAAUUGCAUAUACAGUCUCAGGCAUCAAGGAACGCUUCCCAGUGGAAUGUCCUUUACGUUUAAUUUUGGAGGAUCUCAAUCGAAAUGGAUUUUUGGAAAAGCACACGAGGAAAAGGAGCCACAAUUAGAAUUAUUGGGUGACAGCAAACAUAACGAUCAUCGAGAAAUGCUCAAAUCCAGACUAUCACAAGUAGUGAACCAACGCAAGAGACAGGAACAUGCAGAGGGGGCUCGUCAAGACUUCAACCACCACAAUCAGCAGCAGCAGCAGCAAGGAGAUGGAAUUUGGCCCGGUCGAAAGAAUUAUAACGUCGAAUUGAGAGGAGUCCAAAGCGCCCAACGUCGCAGUGAAAUACUCGCCAGAGCCAAUGCCGUGUUGGAUGGUCGCAAUGACAUUCAUGCCAAGGAAGCUCAAAAGGGAGAUGUCCGUCCCAUUCGAUACUUCAUGGCACUCUCCAAACAAAAAGGACACGACAAGGAACCAAUCUUGAAACUGAUUCGACAAAAUGCUGGCAUUCAGUAUAUUUCCGAAACAACCUACAAGGAACUACCCACAUUUGCCGAUGUCAAGGGCAUGUACGGAGAUCAUCCUCGGCUCGUAGACACGGACCAGUGCGCCGCCUUUCGAUCCAUGGGCGAUUUGGGGGACAAGUACAUUGGCGUCGCAGGAACAUUCAACAGUGGAACCAAUUUUCUAGCCAAACUAUUGACGCGCAAUUGCGUCUUGCACAAACGACAAGAAAAGUUCGGGAUCAAACAACGAGGAAUUCGAUGGCAAGUGCCCUAUGGGAAACACACACCUCCUCAAAAUGAAGAAUUUCGAAACAAUCAUGUGGCGCAAAAAAGCAGUGGAGUGGAUGCUUCUGAAGUACUGCCGGUGGUCAUGAUUCGAGAUCCCUUUCGGUGGCUGCAAAGCAUGUGCUCUCAUCACUACACCACUCGAUGGCCUCGGGUGUUUCCACGCACCGACCCACGCUAUCAUUGUCCCAAUCUCUUUCCCACGGCCGAUGAAAAGGCCAAAUUGGCCGCGCUCAACCAAGAACCGCUGGUAGAAGGAGAACCCAUCGUUCCCGAAAUUCCCAACAAUAGGGUGAAACGAAACCUGGCACUGGAACGGCUACUCUAUAUUGGGAUCCGAGCCAAAGAUGGCACUCUGCCUGGUGGUGUUCCAGACGCCAAUGGCAAUAAAUUUUAUGAGGACCCGGCCGCCGAGGCUGACACAGACGGGAAUGAUGACGGAGAAACAAUUCCCGAAAUCGUCGAAGCCGAGCCGGAUACCUCUUUGCUCAGCGAAGAAGAGCGGAAUCUCCAUCAUUUCCCCGUCAGUAUCAAAUACUCCAACUUUACUCGAUUUUAUCGGUCAUUGGCCCAUCAUUGGAAUGAAUGGUACCAAGAAUACUUGGAUUUGCCAGAUUAUCCACACGUUAUUGUGCGCAUGGAGGAUUUGCUAUUCUUUCCCGAUCAAGUCGUGCCGCAGAUUUGUGCCUGUGCCGGAGGACGACUCUUGCGGGGCGACAAUGCCACGGUGCAGGUGGUCGCCCAGUCGGCCAAAUCCAAACAUUCGACCAAGUACAUGGAAGAGGGAGAAGAACACACAGGGUACCUCGAUGCAUUGAUCAAGUAUGGACACAGUGCCACGCGGUUCAAAGGCAUGACACCACACGAUCUGCAAUACGCCCAGCAGUAUCUGAAUAGGGACAUGAUGGAGUUGUUUGGUUAUGGAUAUCCCGACGAGUCCCUCAUGACAACGGCCUCGGAGGAAAAGGACAACGAGGAAAGUGGAGAAAGCAACGGGGAUCCAGAAGAAAACAACGCAGAAAGCGGAGAAAACAACGCAGAGGCUGGGGAAGAAGAAAAGGACGAGUGAUGAAUGGGCGUCCAGUCCACUCCUCCAUCAUGGAACAUUCUACCGCUCAGUCAGCCACCUCGAGCCGGACAAGGAGAUAGACAGGAAGAUGGCAUAGCAGGCAACACAGCUUCGCAAACGCAAGGAGUCCGAUUCAUCAUCGGGGCGAAAACCGCACGAAAAGCCGCUUUUUAGAUUGGUAGCGUGGGUCGAAUCCAUCUCCCGUGUUUCUGACUAGACAAAGCGUUGCGGGCAACAAGGACAAUCUUCCUCGGCUUUUAGUAACAUGACUUCUAGACUUUUGUAUUACUAUAUC
This is a messenger RNA of Seminavis robusta, 2467 nucleotides long. Lineage: Eukaryota; Bacillariophyta; Bacillariophyceae; Naviculales; Naviculaceae. The record is from the annotation of a GenBank genome assembly.